This is a messenger RNA of Homarus americanus (American lobster), 504 nucleotides long. Its product is annotated as spidroin-2-like. NCBI's taxonomy places the organism in Eukaryota, Metazoa, Arthropoda, Malacostraca, Decapoda, Nephropidae. The transcript has a single exon. The record is from RefSeq and is a predicted model, not a curated record. The coding region runs from base 1 to 504 and encodes 167 amino acids.
AUGUACGACACCUCGACCAUGCAGGCUAUAGGGCUCCUGAGAGGGGGCGCCUCUGGUAAGGACCCCAGGGGCGUUGCCGCCCCUGGGAUGGCCCCUGGGGGUGCCACUGCACUUGACAGGCCCCUGCGAGGUGCGGCUGUCCCUGGCAGAGCUGCUACUGGCGCCAACGCACCUGAGAGGGCCUCUGGGGGCGCCAGCUCCUCUGCCAUGGCCCCUGUUGGUGCCACCGCCCCUGGCAGGGUUCGUGGGGGCGCCACCGCAUUUGGCAAAGCCCAUGGGGGCCCCGCCGCCCCUGGCAGGUCCCUUGCGGGCAUCGCUGUUCCUGGGAGGGCCCCUGGGAACGCCACUACCUCUGGCAGGGCCCCUGGUGGCGCCGCUAUCCUUUUGAGGGCUCCUGUUGGCACCACCGCUGAGAGAGAGUCCAUGGGACCACCACAUCCCCUGGCAGGCCCUUGGGGCUGGCGACACUACUGGAAGGGCCCCUGGGGGUGCUGCACCUUGUAG